Ostreococcus tauri is the source of this 354-nucleotide messenger RNA. Its product is annotated as Ribosomal protein L34Ae. Gene Ontology annotation, molecular function: structural constituent of ribosome. The record is from RefSeq and is a predicted model, not a curated record. Gene Ontology annotation, biological process: translation; ribosome biogenesis. The transcript has 3 exons. Bases 1 to 354 code for a protein of 117 amino acids. Gene Ontology annotation, cellular component: ribosome; cytosolic large ribosomal subunit. Lineage: Eukaryota; Viridiplantae; Chlorophyta; Mamiellophyceae; Mamiellales; Bathycoccaceae.
AUGGCUCCUCGCGUCACCUACAAGCGCCGCCAUGCGUACAACACGCGAUCGAACAAGAUCAUGAAGAAGCGCCUUCCGGGCGGCCGUCUCGGGAUCGCCUACGUGAAGAAGACCACCAAGGGCGCGCAGACGCCCUCGGGGGAUAACGGGCGCAUUCACGGGGUUCCGCGCGUGGCGACGCAAAAGUACAGCCGCAAGCACAUGUCCAAGAACAAGAAGAGUGUGUCACGCGCGUACGGCGGAGUCCUCUCCGGGGGCGCGGUUCGCGAGCGCAUCGUGCGCGCGUUCCUCGUCGAGGAGCAAAAGAUUGUCAAGAAGGUGCUCAAGCUUCAAGCCGCCAAGGAAGGCAAGUAA